AUGACUAGUAUAGACGAACUGUUUAAGAAACCUUCAGCGCCCUCGGCCCAGAAGCGCAAGUUUGAGCCUAUUCGAAAUCCUGAUGAAAUCUACAAAUCUGUUAAAUUGGAUCCGAGUGCCGACACGCGACAAGGCAGAACCGCAACAGUAGGCGAUGGCGAGGACGAUGAUGUAGCCGGCCCUGAACUGCCGCCCGAUUUCGGCGAGGAAGAUGUCCCGGAUGACGAGGAGGGCCGUUUCUUUGGUGGUGGUGUAACGCGAGAUACGGCUGGAGCGUUAGACUUUGUUGAAGAGCAGGAUAAAGAAGGAGUUCAGGCGGAAAAGAUUGAUUCGGCGUGGCUAAGGCGCGCGGCCCUGAAUUUUGAAAAGCGAAUAACGAAGAACGCAGAGCUGCGCGCGAAGUUCGAGGGAGAUCCGCAGAAGUUUAUGGCUUCAGAAGCAGAUUUGGAUGUUGAAAUCAAAGGAUUGUCGGUUUUAUCAGAGCAUCCUUCGCUAUAUCCGGAGUUCGCUGAGCUUGGCUGUGUUGGAUCUAUGGUCUCGUUACUGGCACACGAAAAUACCGAUAUCGCUAUCGAUGUUAUCCAAAUUAUAGCUGAAUUGACGGACGAGGACACGGAAGCAAAAGAAGAUCAAUGGGAGGCAUUGGUAAACGCCAUGCUAAGUGUAGAUAUCCUUGAACUUUUGGCUCAAAAUCUUGGCCGGUUUAAUGAAGAGGUUGAAGCCGAUCGAUCUGGGAUAUAUCACGUUUUAAACGUUUUGGAAAAUUUAGCGUCUCAAUCAUCAAUAGCAGAAAAAAUAGGCCAGGAACAAGAAAUAAUGCCAUGGCUUCACAAGAAAAUACAGGACGCCAAAUUACCUAUCACACAAAACACACAGUACGCCGCCGAGAUUCUUGCAAUUUUACUCCAGUCAUCAAAAAAGAAUAAAGAACGGUUUGUUGAGCUGGAAGGAGUAGACACGGUAUUACAAUCACUUAGUGUAUACAGAAAGCGAGAUCCUGAAAAGGACUCUGAUGAAGAGGAAUAUUUUGAAAAUCUUUUUGAUAGCUUGACAUGCAUGGUUGACGAAAAACUUGGAAAGCAAAAAUUUGUUGAUGCAGAAGGAGUCGAACUUGCGCAGAUUAUGCUCCGAGAAGGCAAAAUGAGCAAAGCCAGGGCACUGCGAGUUCUCAAUCAUGCAGUUGGUGGACAAGAUGGGGCACAAGCAUGUGAGCGGCUUGUUGAGGUAGGGUUAUUGCGAACCAUUUUUGGCAUGUUUAUGAAAAAGCAAGAUAACCAAACCAUCGAGCACUUGCUAGGCAUUUUUGCCUCUCUUCUACGUUUACUUCCUGGCGAAUCCCCUGCCCGAAUUCGAACGUUAGCGAAAUUUGUAGAAAAGGAAUAUGAAAAGGUCACCCGACUAGUGGAACUUCGACGGGGUUAUGCAUCUAGGCUUCUACCCAUUGACCAGAAUAUUUCUCAAGAGAAGGUAAAUUUGAGUGGAGAGGAACAAGAAUUGAUGGCUGCCGAGUGGCUCUCUCGAAGGCUAGAUGCUGGGCUAUUUUCACUCCAGACUAUUGAUAUUAUUCUUGCAUGGCUGGUGGCCGAGGAUGACGGUGCAAAAAGAAAGAUUAAAUCAAAUUUGUCCGAACAGGAUCAAGAUCUGAGCAUCAUUCGAGCUACUCUUCAAGAACAGUUCAAUGCAGAGCUCGUUCCUCGUGGAACUUCUGAGCUUCGAUUAGAAGCAGAACGACGCGUCCUAGUCCCUGCACCCCGAAUCGCGAUCCUCCGUUCGUCACAUCUGUACUCUCAGCAUUCCGAUCGCCCUCAAAAAAAAAUCCAGCGGACUCGAGGUGGCAGAAUGGAAGAGUACGAAGACGAAUAUGGUGAAGAUGGCUAUUACGAAGCAGAGGAGGGCAUCACCUCCGAAGAUUGUUGGACCGUCAUAUCUUCCUUCUUUGAAUCAAAGGGUCUUGUCUCCCAGCAGCUUGACUCCUUCGAUGAGUUCAUCUCGACAACCAUGCAAGAGCUGGUCGAGGAGCAAGGCCAGGUUACCCUCGACCAAACUAUUGCCCCAGAGGAAGACGAUCCAGAUCCAGUCCUAGUACGACGUUAUGAGCUUAAAUUUGGAACUGUGAUGCUUGCGCGACCGUCGAUGACGGAGGGUGACGGUGCCACAAGUAUCAUGUUGCCGCAGGAAGCGCGUCUUCGAAAUCUUACCUAUGCUAGUCCUCUUUAUCUUGGAAUAACGAAAAAAAUCGCAGAAGGAAGAGAACGAUCCUUAGCCGAGCGUGAUGACGAUGACGACGGCCCGGAGGAAAAGGGAGACGAAGAGAGACGGGCACGUGGUACAUAUUUACAAUGGGAGCCGAAAACUCUUCCCGAGGGCGAAGCAGACGAGGAGAAUAUUUUUAUUGGAAAGAUGCCAAUCAUGUUAAAAUCGAAAUAUUGUAUCCUUAAAGACCUUGGUGAACAUGCGUUGUAUAACUGGAAUGAAUGCCCCUACGAUUCAGGAGGUUAUUUCAUCAUUAACGGCAGUGAAAAGGUUCUUAUCGCGCAGGAGCGGAGCGCCGGAAAUAUCGUCCAAGUCUUUAAGAAAGCUCCCCCAAGUCCCACGCCCUACGUGGCUGAAAUUCGAAGCGCUGUUGAGAAGGGUUCACGAAUUCUAUCUCAAUUAUCUAUCAAGCUAUUCGCGAAAGGAGACAGCUCUAAAGGCGGCUUCGGCCCUACUAUCCGGUCUACCCUUCCCUAUAUCAAAACCGAUAUUCCAAUUGUCGUCGUCUUCAGAGCUUUGGGCGUCGUGUCCGACGAGGACAUUCUUAAUCACAUCUGCUAUGACCGCAACGAUACGCCGAUGCUGGAAAUGCUGAAGCCCUGUAUCGAGGAAGGGUUCGUCAUUCAGGAUCGUGAAGUCGCCCUUGAUUUCAUUAGUAAGCGAGGUUCUUCUCCAACGAGCAUGAACCAUGAAAAGCGUGUGAGAUAUGCGAGGGAUAUCAUUCAGAAGGAAUUCCUUCCUCAUAUUUCUCAGAGCGAAGGAAGUGAAACUCGUAAAGCUUUCUUUUUGGGCUACAUGGUCCAUAAACUACUUCAGUGCGCUCUUGGCAGACGAGAUGUCGACGAUCGUGAUCACUUUGGCAAGAAGCGGCUUGAUUUAGCUGGGCCUUUGCUCGCUAAUCUCUUCAGAGUUCUCUUUAUGAGACUUACAAAAGAUCUCUACAAGUAUGUACAACGCUGUGUCGAGACAAAUCGCCAGCUAUAUUUGAACAUUGGUGUCAAAGCCAGCACUUUGACGGGCGGUUUAAAAUACGCUCUUGCUACUGGUAACUGGGGUGAACAGAAGAAAGCAGCAAGUUCGAAAGCUGGUGUCUCACAAGUGCUUAACCGCUAUACUUACGCCUCUACAUUAUCACAUCUCCGAAGAACGAACACCCCUAUCGGCCGUGAUGGAAAAAUCGCUAAGCCUCGACAGCUGCACAACACACACUGGGGCUUGGUCUGUCCAGCGGAGACGCCAGAAGGGCAAGCUUGUGGCCUGGUCAAAAAUUUGGCUUUAAUGUGCUACAUCACUGUUGGUACUCCCAGCGAGCCGAUCAUCGACUUUAUGAUCCAACGAAACAUGGAAGUUUUGGAAGAAUUCGAACCUCAAGUGUCUCCCAACUCUACCAAAGUUUUUGUCAAUGGUGUUUGGGUUGGUGUCCAUAGAGACCCGUCACAUCUCGUGAGCACAGUCCAGUCACUACGCCGGAGAAACAUGAUUUCUCACGAGGUCAGCUUGGUGUGGGAUAUCCGUGACCGGGAGUUCAAAAUAUUUACCGAUGCGGGCCGCGUUUGCCGCCCGCUAUUCGUUGUUGACAAUGACCCGAAGAGCGAACACAGUGGGUCGCUUGUCCUUAGCAAAGAACAUAUUCAUAAGCUGGAAGCAGACAAAGAAAUUCCUCCAGACUUGGACCCGGAAGAGCGUCGGGAACGGUAUUACGGCUGGGAUGGACUAGUCAAAUCUGGUGUUGUCGAAUAUGUGGACGCGGAAGAGGAAGAGACCAUCAUGAUUGUCAUGACCCCUGAAGACCUAGAAGCCUCUAAACAGUACCGAGCUGGAUACAUACCUGAAGAGGACACGUCGGAUCCAAAUCGACGUGUCAAGUCGAAACUCAGCCAGAAGGCGCACACCUGGACUCACUGCGAAAUCCACCCCAGUAUGAUCCUGGGUAUUUGCGCCAGUAUCAUCCCAUUCCCCGACCACAACCAGUCGCCCCGUAAUACAUACCAAUCCGCCAUGGGUAAACAAGCAAUGGGUGUUUUCCUUACAAACUUCGAUCAAAGAAUGGAAACCAUGGCAAAUAUCCUGUACUAUCCGCAGAAGCCGUUAGCAACGACCCGAUCAAUGGAAUUCCUGAAAUUCCGAGAGCUUCCAGCCGGGCAAAAUGCCAUUGUGGCUAUUGCUUGUUACUCCGGGUAUAACCAAGAAGAUUCCGUCAUCAUGAAUCAAAGCAGUAUCGACCGUGGUCUCUUCCGAAGUUUAUUCUAUCGCACGUACACUGACUCAGAAAAGAUGAUCGGCUUAACGGUAGUCGAGCGGUUUGAGAAGCCCAUGAGAUCAGACACGCUACGCAUGAAACAUGGCACUUAUGACAAGGUCGAUGAUGAUGGUAUUGUAGCGCCAGGUGUUCGUGUGUCGGGCGAAGAUAUCAUUAUUGGGAAGACUGCACCAUUGGCGCCAGAGUCGGAAGAGCUCGGUCAGAGAACGAAACAACAUACCAAACUGGACGUUUCCACGCCCCUAAGAAGUACAGAAAGCGGUAUCGUCGAUCAAGUCCUUGUGUCAACAAGUAAUGAGGACCUCAAGUUUGUCAAGGUGCGCAUGCGAACAACGAAGAUUCCUCAGAUUGGCGAUAAAUUUGCGUCUCGCCACGGUCAAAAGGGUACUAUCGGUGUGACAUUCCGACAAGAGGAUAUGCCGUUUACAAGAGAGGGCAUUGUUCCUGAUCUGAUCAUUAAUCCCCACGCCAUUCCGUCUCGUAUGACGAUUGCCCAUUUGAUCGAGUGCCAACUUAGCAAAGUGUCGUCGCUCCGCGGCUACGAAGGUGAUGCGACCCCUUUUACAGACGUGACUGUCGACUCGGUCUCCAGCCUGCUCCGUGAGCACGGGUAUCAAUCACGCGGAUUUGAAGUGAUGUACAACGGCCACACAGGACGAAAGCUAGUAGCGCAGAUCUUCCUGGGACCGACAUAUUACCAGCGGCUACGGCAUAUGGUGGACGACAAGAUCCAUGCCCGUGCCCGUGGCCCUACUCAGAUAUUGACGAGGCAGCCUGUGGAGGGUCGUGCGCGUGACGGUGGUCUUCGGUUCGGAGAGAUGGAACGCGAUUGCAUGAUAGCCCACGGCGCCAGCGCAUUCUUGAAAGAGCGAUUGUUCGACGUGUCUGAUCCGUUCCGUGUUCACAUAUGCGACAUUUGUGGGCUAAUGACCCCGAUUGCGUAA
Ophidiomyces ophidiicola is the source of this 5457-nucleotide messenger RNA. RefSeq names its product DNA-dependent RNA polymerase II (gene RPB2). Gene Ontology annotation, biological process: DNA-templated transcription. Lineage: Eukaryota; Fungi; Ascomycota; Eurotiomycetes; Onygenales; Onygenaceae. Bases 1 to 5457 code for a protein of 1818 amino acids. The record is from RefSeq and is a predicted model, not a curated record. The transcript has 11 exons. Gene Ontology annotation, cellular component: RNA polymerase II, core complex. Gene Ontology annotation, molecular function: DNA binding; DNA-directed RNA polymerase activity; ribonucleoside binding.